Diuraphis noxia (Russian wheat aphid) is the source of this 6516-nucleotide messenger RNA. RefSeq names its product pleckstrin homology domain-containing family A member kramer (gene kmr). NCBI's taxonomy places the organism in Eukaryota, Metazoa, Arthropoda, Insecta, Hemiptera, Aphididae. The record is from RefSeq and is a predicted model, not a curated record.
GCACCGUACAUAGUGCCGUGUGUUGUUGCACUGUUAGUUCUUCGUUGCGUUCUCCGGCUACGAAUAUUAUUUUUUUCGUUAUUAUUAUUAUUAUUAUUAUUAUUUCCUUCUUCUUCCUUUUACCCCAAACCCCACUCGGCACUCCGUCGAAACUAGAAAUUCCUUCGUACGUCCGCUUAGUGGUGUGCGCGCGCCGCGUGUGUACAUAAAUAUUAAUAUAAUAUAUUUCAUUAUCAUCGUCGUACCUAUCAGAAAUUCGUACGAUGUCGGUUUUUUUUUAUACGUCCGUUAUUAUAUUAUAUUUGUAAUAUUGUUAUACACGUACGUCGAAUUUCGUUUUCCGUCCGAUUUCAGUGCAACGGAUGUGCGUGUAAUGUGUUCGUGAUAUUUGUUUCGUGUUCAGUACAGUGCCAGAUCACAGGAUUAACGUGUAGGAUUAUCGUUCGUUGUUAUGCCGGUGAACGUUUGGAACGGGUAGAACCAGCUACAACGUCAGCAAGUUCCACAGUUGUAACAAUGGCCACAUUAAAAAAGAACUCUGUUGUGGUCACUCAACCUAUGAGGAGAGCUAUGAUUGGAUCUAGCCCUUUAAAAUCGCCUUUUAUCAAAAGACCCCCAUCUGCUUCUGUUACAUUACAAGGCUGGCUUUACAAGCAAGGAAGUGAAGGUUUAAUGUUAUGGAAGAAACGAUGGUUUGUUCUAUCUGAAUACUGUCUUUUUUAUUAUAAAAAUGAAGAGGAAGAAAAACUUUUAGGUUCAAUAUUGUUACCAUCAUAUAAAAUAUCCCCGUGUUGUCCUUCAGAAGAUAAAGUUUACAGAAAAUUUAGUUUUAAAGCUGAGCAUGAUAACAUGAGAACAUAUUAUUUUGCUUCAGAUACCAGAGAGCUUAUGGUUCAGUGGAUGAAUGCUUUAAGCUUAGCAUCAAUUCUGCAACAAAACUAUGACAGGUACAAUGAACGAAACAAUACAAAACGAUCCCAAUAUAUUAAUAAGUUAGAUGAUAUGGAUUCAGGUUUCGUAAGUUCAUCUUUCUAUUCAACACCACGGUCAUAUUACAAUAAUGAUAUAACUUACAAAGCUCAAAACAGUCAAAUUGCUCAACCACUUUAUGCCAAUGCGCCCCCAAAGCCUAGACGUGUAACUGAACCACAAGAAGAUCAUCCUCAAAUAGCUCAACCUCAGUAUAAGCCAUUAUCACUAGUCCAAAAUUUAAAUAGGUCGCAAUUAAAUAACUCUGAACGUCGAACACCUGAUACAUAUGGACGUCAUGAUGUCAAAUAUUUUAAUCAUAGCGAGUAUGAAGAAGUUAUUGAUGAAUAUGUACCAAGUCCUAUUAAAUAUAGAGAAAAAAAAUAUUCUUACAGACCCCAUAGUGCUGAUUUUUUAGAAUAUGAUGUAAGACGUGCUUAUCAGACACCAACCCCAAGCACAAAUUCUUCAUAUAAAUCUCCCGAAUAUUACAAUACAGUGAAACAUGUUAAAAGACCUAAAUCUAGUUUAGAUUUUGUAGAUAAUUCAGAUAGUUAUUGGUCAGAAAAUGCAUAUGCAGAAAAAAUGAGACAAGCUUCUCAGAGUUUGAGUAAAGAGACAAACUUGAAUCGCACAACUGCUUUAUCAUUGAGACAACUUGGAAUUUAUCUAAAUGAUAUAAAAGCUGAGCCAGUAGAUGCUUCUUCCGCACAAAUGAAAAGUCAUCGAAACUACAUUAAAGAACAAGAAAAAAGAUGGAGUGAAUAUGUUAAUUCUUUCAAUAGAUCAGCUAGCGCUAGAGUUGCUAGGAAUGCUGAUAAGCGUAAUUACGAACAGAAUGACCAUAAAAGAAGUACUAGUUUACAAAGAAGAAAUAGUAUUGACUCUAGAGAUAAAGAACGGAAAUCACAACAGAGAGAAGAAUCUAUGAAACGUCUUUUAGAUUGGAAACAGCGAAUGCUUCAAUCUACUUUGACUCGCAAGUCUUCCGGAUCUUCUAAUCGUGGUUCAGCUCAAAAUGAGUUAUCCAAAUAUUACAAAAAAAUAACUGAUAAUCGACUUAAAAAUGAAGAAAAAACUGUUGUUAAUUGUACUAAUAAUUUCUACAAUAGCAAGUAUAACAACGACAGUUUUAGUUAUUCUAAAAAUGACUUGACUAUUGAAAAUGAUUUCAACUAUUCAGAUGAUGAAGAAGUUAAAGCAAGAGAAAGUCAAGUAGAUACUCCAGUGUCAGCAGUAAAAAAUGUCAAUGAAAUCACUCCAGACUCAAAAUACACCAACACAAUUAACUUUUAUACAAAACCAGUGGUCAAGCAGCAUCUUUCUGACGAGACUGCAAGUUCAACAAAUUCCUAUUUUAAAGACGAUACAUUAUUAGUUGACAGUAGGCAUUCAGACAGUGGAUAUGAUACUUUACAAAUGGGUAGUGUUCUUUCAUCAAAAGAUCCAGAUAUUGAUCGUCUAUUGAAGUUUGAUUUUGGUAAGAAAACAAAUGGAAUACAAAAUCUAAUCAAAAAUUUCGAAUUCAAUGAUAUGAAAGAACCACUUCAGUCAUCUUCAUAUAGUUCUAAUGAAGCACAAAUUUCUUCACUGAAAAAAGAAGACAUAAGGUAUUCAACUGCUCAAAACCCUCAAUCUGUUAGAGAUUUAUUAGCAAAUUUUGAAAAGAAAAAUGAGCGAUGUGUAUUUAGUGAUACGGAAACACUGCUAUACGAAACAUCUAGUGAUACAGAACCUAUUGAACCUAAUAUACCUAAUUCAAAGCGCACUGAAGCACUAUCAACUGACGAAGAUGAUCCAGAAGUUGUAGAUGUGUUGAGACAAAAAGCUGAUCCUAAUGACGAACAGUACUAUUUGCCUAUGACACCAUCUAAAAAGUCAGCAUUAGAAGAAGAUAUUUCUAAAUCCAAGUUAGUGAUAGUUGAUACUGAAGAUCAAGAAAAUUAUGUUGAAAUGACACAAAAUUCUAGGCCUAUACUUGCUCCAUCGCCCAAACUAGACAAAAAAUCACAUUAUGAAUAUAUAGCUUAUAAAACUAAUUCUAAUUAUGAACCAGUUUAUACAGAGGUAAAAAAUAAAAUUUUACCUGACAUUCUCAAAUCUUCAACUAAUGUUAACAGUUCAAUCAAAUCAGAUAGUUCAGAUGCUGAUGAUGAAGCCUCAAAAGAUUUAGAUUCACUUGAUACUCCUUGUCAUCCUAGAUUUAGUUUAUCUGAUACAUUUAGACCAGCUUCUUAUUAUUUAGGAGCUGCAACCAAUGAAGAUACCCAUGAUUCUUCAGAUAGUGAUCUAGUUUCUCCACCACCCAUGAACUUUGAUAAAGACGAUCAACUUAAAUCUAUUAGAAAAAAAAUGGAAUCACUGAUACAAUCUGCUUCUGAAUCAGAUUCAGAUUCUGGUAAAAAGGAAAAACAAACAGCCUUUAAUGGGGAUUUAGACUCAAUUGGAAGUAGAAAUGGAAUGUAUGAAAUAGAUAUAAAUUUAGAUGAUUACCUGGAUAAACAGAAUAUAGAAGAAUGUGAUAGAUUCUAUGAAAAUUAUUGUAAAAGUUUAGAGAGUAGACGAUUAGAAAAUUCUGAACCAGCACCUGGUGCUCCUUAUUAUUAUUCAGAUAUUUCAAAUGGAAAUUUAAGAUCACUAACUCCAGAACCGCAAGGUGCUGAAGGGUUUACAAUGCGUCGUCGAAGUCAUUCACUUGAAGGCGUGCUUGAUGAUAGUGCUUAUUGCAAUUUAGAACCUAGAAAAUGUACCUCUCCUAAAGAGGCAAUAUCUCGAUUAUUGCGUACAGCAGAAAUGAAAUCACCUAGAUCAACUGAAUUAGCCAUUGUAAAUCUACCAUUGAGAUCAAGGUCCUUAGAUAAUUUGGAUGCCGAACCUGAAAAAAAGACUGGUCGUCAAAGCGCAGAUAUUUUGAAUAGCAAAAGAAAUGAAGCAAUGUAUGUCAAUGAAGCUGUAUUUGACCGUCAUAAAGAAUAUAAAGAUGAUUAUCGGUCGGUUAAGAAGGGUAGAUGCAAGAGUGGAUCCCAGUCUUUUUUAGAGGAGGGCCUAUAUCCGAUGACCCGACCACCAUCAAUGGAGCAACUGGACAGGGAGAAGUUAAGGCAGUGGGACCUCAUGUCCACUGUCCCUGCCGUGAUGUUGGGUGCAACGCGCGUGUACAGUCGUACUUCCGAGAGACAAGUGAUAUUGACGCCUGCCGAAUCAAACACAAGGCCGCCAUCGCUAAGUYGCCGUUCAGACGAAACACCAACAAGCUCGCCAGUGUCCGGUUGCGGAUCAGCGAUUGGACAAGGUCCAGUUCAUCGAGAAUACCAAGAAAUCAAUAAAAUGAUUAAUGAAACAAUGGGCAGUAAAAAUAUAUAUUCCAGCAAUAGAAAUAUAAGGAAUAGUCAAUGGAACUUGACAGUUUCUGCUGGUGAGCUCCUUGGCCAAACGCAUGAAGAACUAGUUUUAUUAUUGAUUCAAUUAAGAAGGCAAAGAGUUUCUAUUUGUAAAGCAAUGGAAAUGUGCCACAAUGAUAUAGAAACUCAGACGAGAUUAACUGAACUGGAUACCCCAACAAAAAUAGAAAACUUACAAAAAUUAGAUGAAUUGAAAAAACAUUUGUUGGAACUUGAAAAACAAUAUGAAAAAGGAAAACCUCUAAUUAAUCUGGUUGAUAAUAUGGUAAAAUUGGGUUCAUUGUAUCAAGCUGGAUCUGCACUUGAAAAUCCAGAUGGACUCUCAACACCAACUAUAUUAAAAGAGCGUUUAGAGUUCAAUGAUAAAGUACAAGAAAAACGUCUUUUAGCAGAAGAAAAUAAAGAAUGGCAACGAAUAAAACCAAAUGUUAACRAUCUACAGGAAAAAGUUGAUAGACUAUAUGACUUAGAUCAAUUAAUGCUAGAAGAAUCUGGAAAUUUAUUACAUUUGAGGCAAGAUAAAGAAUUACUAGAAAAAGCUUUAGGUGGCCUUAGGCAUAAAAUGCAAGGUAUACAUAGUCCAGCUGAGGAAGAACGUUACAGGAGACAACAACAUGUACUAGAACGUGAAUUAAGUUCAGUUAGAUCUGUAUUAGCUAAUAAUUCAAAGAAACUGGAAGAAACAGUGGCGUCAAAUGCCAGAUUAGAAUCAGAAUUGGUAGUCUUACGUCAAAAAUUGCAGUCAUCCAGACGUGUACCAGAUACAGGCACGGGAGGUCCAACUGUAGCUGCAUUGGAAGUUGAACUCAAAAGAGUGCAACUUCUGGUUGGCGAUUUACAACGGCAACGUGAAGAUUUAAGUGUUCAAGUUCGACAGCUUACAGAGAAAUCAAAUACAUUAUCUAUGCAAAUGGAUAGUGAUGAAAAUGAAAUAAGGGGUAAGAAAAGACCAGCAAAUGAUUCAUGGAUUGAAACAGAUUUGGAUGAUUCAAUUCAAGAGGAUAAAAAAUUUUACACUCCAAGAGAAAAGCCACAAGAAAUUAAAACAGUAAGGAUUGUCAAACGAGAAUCAGAAAGGCGACAGAGAGAUAGAGAUAAAUAUGGUGGUAAUAUUGGUCUUCCAUUAACAAGUGUUAGUGUUAAAUGUGUACCUGUAAUUGAAGAACCUGACUAUAGAGUUGAAGAUAAUCAUGUAAAAAAACUAUMAGCACAAGAACAAUUAUUUGGCACAAGCCAAGAAAAUAUCGCAUAUGAUAUGUAUUCAAAUUUUAACGUUGGAGAUCAAUCUAUACUUCCAAAAGAUGAUGCCCCCUUAUCACCAGUGUAUCAGAGUGAAGCAGCCAGACAAAUUGUACAAGAAUUAUCAAAAAAAGAUCAAAAUGAUAACAUUGAGCAAAAUGAGUCAUUAACAAAAAGACUGGUACCAAGAGAAAAACGCAGACAUCACACUGUCACAAGUGUCAGACCAUUUUCCAUUACAGAACCUUACAAUAGAGAUGGUGGUUGGAGAGCUCGAGAUGAUGUGGAUAUGGAGCGAGCUCUUAGGCCCGGUGCUCCAGAUGUGGUUCGAUCUACCAUGAACAAGACUGAUCCUACAAAAUUUAGUGCAGAAACUAUAGAUAGUAUAUUAGGAACUCCUGGAAAAAUAUGUAUACCAGAACGUUAUAUACCAGAAUCGGCCCCUGUGUCACCAGAUGAACGUAAAAAGAGAAUGCACAAAGCUGAAGCUAUUAGAAAAAUGUUGUCAGAAUCUACUCCUAUACUUACUGCUGAAGGAGAAAAUGAUGAAUACACAACUGUUAGCAGAAAGAAGAUGAUUGAAGAAAAAAAGCAAAGAGAUCAUUUGUUACAAUUGAAUCAAAUAUUGGCGCAACAAGUUAUGGAGAAAAGUAAAUCAGUGGCCUUGAAUGCUAUGGCGCAAGUGGGUAAAUUAAAACGAUGUUCAAUUGGUGAUGGUGAACGAGAAUUAUCACCAGAAGAACCUCUUCCAUUGUACCAACAAAGAGAAAACUUUUACUCUUAACAAAUUAACUAAAAAUAUUUAGGUUGUGUACCUGAAAUGUUUAGGUUGUGUAAUGCAAAAAAAAUAGACUUUUAAACUGUUAAAAAUAUUUUUUAAAUAUUUUAAUUUUUGUUGUAUAGUUUU